AAGGGAGGCAUUACGGCCAGGCAGAUCAGGAGCGGUGCCGAGAAAAAUUUCCUUACUAGAUGACAUUUCAUCGCAAUGUCCGAUCGUUUGGGGCAAAUAACCAAGGGCAAGGAUGGGAAAAGCAAGUAUUCGACUCUCAGCCUGUUUGAUAAGUAUAAAGGAAAAUCAGUAGACGCGAUCAGAUCCUCAGUCAUUCCUAGACAUGGCUUACAGAGUCUUGGGAAAGUUGCCACAGCCCGGCGUAUGCCACCGCCUGCGAACCUGCCAAGCCUGAAAUCUGAAAACAAAGGAAACGACCCCAACAUCGUUAUAGUACCCAAGGACGGGACGGGAUGGGCAAACAAGCAGGAUCAGCAAGACCCAAAGAGUUCCAGUGUGACGGCCUGUCAGCCGCCGGAGUCGCUGCCGCAGCCGGGUUUGCAGAAAUCUGUCUCCAGUUUACAGAAACCGACACAGUCAAUCAGUCAGGAGAACACAAAUUCAGUGCCAGGUGGACCAAAGUCAUGGGCACAGCUGAAUGGAAAGCCAGUAGGACACGAAGGUGGUUUAAGGGGCUCAAGCCGACUAUUAUCCUUCUCUCCCGAGGAAUUUCCGACGCUGAAAGCAGCUGGCGGGCAGGACAAGGCUGGCAAAGAAAAGGGCGUCUUAGAUCUGUCGUAUGGGCCAGGACCAAGCCUCCGCCCUCAGAAUGUGACAAGCUGGAGGGAGGGCGGUGGGCGAAACAUAAUUUCUGCCACGUCUCUGAGCGCCUCCCCAACUGAGCUGGGCAGCAGGAACUCGAGUGCGGGAGAUGGAGCCCCCUCCUCGGCAUGUACCAGCGAUUCUAAGGACCCCUCUCUCCGCCCGGCUCAGCCUGUCCGCAGAGGGGCUCCACAGUUCAUGGGGAAUGUGUACCAUCCACCUACAUACCAUGACAUGCUUCCAGCCUUCAUGUGUUCGCCACAGUCAUCAGAGAACCAGGGGACAGUGGAACGAGGACCUUUUCCCCUCCCCCAGCUCCGCCUGGAACCCCGUGUUCCUUUUAGGCAGUUCCAGUUGAAUGACCAAGAUGGAAAAGAAAGCAGGCUGGGAAUGAGUCGCCCAGUCCGUCCACUGAGGCAGCUGGUGGAGCGGGCUCCACGGCCCACCAUCAUCAACGCGGAGAACCUGAAGGGCCUGGACGACCUGGACACCGACGCCGACGACGGCUGGGCAGGCCUCCACGAGGAAGUGGACUAUUCUGAGAAGCUGAAGUUCAGUGACGACGAAGAGGAGGAAGAAGUGGUGAAGGACGGCAGGCCAAAGUGGAACAGUUGGGACCCUAGAAGGCAGCGACAGUUGUCAAUGAGCUCUGCAGACAGUGCCGAUACCAAGCGUACCCAAGAGGAAGGAAAGGACUGGGGCGAAACAGUGGGCAUGAUCCGGGCCGUCCGGAAGGGGGCAGAAUCUCAGCCACCUUCCAGGAAGCUUCACAGCUGGGCGCCAGGCCCUGACUACCAGAAGUCCUCAAUGGGCAGCAUGUUUAGGCAACAGUCUGUCGAAGACAAAGAGGACAAGCCACCCCCGCGGCAGAAAUUCAUCCAGUCAGAGAUGUCGGAGGCCGUGGAACGAGCCCGGAAGCGCCGGGAGGAGGAGGAGCGUCGUGCCCGGGAAGAGAGGUUGGCUGCCUGCGCCGCCAAACUCAAACAGCUGGACCAGAAGUGUAAGCAGGCUCAGCGGGCCAGCGAGGCCCAGAAACAGGUGGACAAGGAAGUCCCCCGGUCUCCGAGCACCGAGAAGGGGCCCUCACAGGAGAACGGCCCUGCUGUCCGCAGAGGCUCCCCUGAGUUCUCUGCCCAGGAAACUCCCAACACGUUUUCAGAAGAAGCCCCCGCAGCCCCUGCAGCUGUGGCUCAGAGCGGCAGCAGUGACGAGGGGGCCGGGGAGGCUGGGUCCCCUGCACAGGAGUUCAGCAAGUACCAGAAGUCACUUCCCCCCAGGUUCCAGCGCCAGCAGCAGCAGCAGCAGCAGCAGCAGCAACAGCAGCAGCAGCAGGAGCAGUUGUACAAGAUGCAGCACUGGCAGCCUGUGUACCCCGCAGCCUCCCACCCGCAGCGCACCUUCUACCCGCACCACCCCCAGAUGCUGGGCUUCGACCCCAGAUGGAUGGUGAUGCCUUCGUACCUGGACCCCCGGGUCACACCCACGCGGACUCCGGUGGACUUCUACCCCUCGGCCCUGCAUCCCUCUGGACUGAUGAAACCCAUGAUGCCCCAGGAUUCCCUCAGUGGGACUGGCUGUCGCUCUGAGGAUCAGAGCCGCGUGACCCCACUGCAAGAAAGGAAAGUGACCACCAUCGACUCAGCCCCUGUGUGGAGCCCUGAGGGCUACAUGGCGUUGCAGGGCAAGAGCUACUCGCUUCCCCACCCGAAAGCCAGCGACACUUUGGCCAUGGACAUGCAUGUCAGGAAUGAAAGCCCUUACUCUGCCUCACCCGGAAGGCCAGGGGGCGUUUUAAGUGCACAGCGCAGUCUCCUUGAGGAGAGAGGGGACGAGCACCUGAGUGCUUUUGACAAGAAGGCCCAAACAGACUUUGACAGCUGUGUCUCUUCUCAAAGAAUAGGCCAGGAGCUUUUGUUUCCACCCCAAGAAAAUGUACAGGAAGCAGGUGCUCCUGGGGGUCACACCCCAAACCUCAGGUGUCCCCCACUAGAGCCCGACUUUGCCCCAGCUGAGAAAAAGCCAGACUAUAGCAAUUGGGACGUUAGCCACCAGCCCAAGGCCACUGACACAGCCAACGGUGUUGAGAAGGAGGCGCCCCGGGAGGAGCCGUCCUUUGAUGUCUCCUCCUGGGAGAAGGAAGGGAGCCCCAGCAAGCAGCCGCCCCUGGAGCCUGAGUGGACUCCUGAGCCCCGGGGCCAGCACCAGCACCAGGAGCAGACCGGCAGGACCCGGAGGUCGGGCCCCAUCAAGAAACCCGUCCUAAAAGCCCUCAAGGUGGAAGACAAGGAGAAGGAACUGGAGAAGAGUAAACAGGAGCUGGGGGAGGAGAACACCUGCCUGGCCCAGGAGAACGCUCCAGUUCAUCAGGCCGGAAAGGACGAGGGUGAGGAGAACAGCCCCACGCCAGCCAACUCCCCGCCCUCCGCCUCGGGGGAACAGGGCUUGGCCCGUGUUCAUUUGGGCCGCGAGGCCAGCAAGUCUGAGGAGGACGAGAAGCCCGACAGGGCCUGGGAGACCAGACCCCCCCGGGAGCCCAGUGAAACGCCCCCAACGAAGAGGAAUAACUGGAUUUUCAUUGACGAGGAGCAGGCCUUUGGGGGCAGAGGGCAGGCCCGGGGCCGUGGCCGUGGUUUCAGAGAAUUCACUUUUCGUGGCCGGCCUGCUGGCAGCAGCGGCCCCAGCAUCUGUGGUGGUGGGGUCCUUGGGGCGCGGGGCGUCUACACCAACAGCCAGAGAAGUGGCCGAGGCCGGGGCCUGCGAGAGUUCAGCCAGCCGGAGGACUUCCCCAGAGCUAAGCCCCGGCGACGCAUUGCCAGCGAGACCCACAGUGAGGGCUCUGAGUACGAAGAGCUGCCCAAGCGGCGUCGGCAGAGGGGCUCGGAGAACGGCAGCGAAGGCCCACUACUGGACCGGGAGGAGGGCGCCUUGAAGAAGGGCGACUUCAAAGACUCCUGGCGGUCCAACAAGAUGUACUCCGAGGAGCACAGUGGUCCGGAUGCGAAGACCCGGGGCCCGCGGGCCUUCGGACGUGCACUGCCUCCCCGGCUGAGCAAUUGUGGGUAUGGGCGGCGAACCUUUGUGUCCAAAGAGUCAGCCCACUGGCAGAGCAAGAGUCCCGGCGCCUGCUGGCAGGAGUGCGGCCCUCCCGAUGCAUGCGGCUCCCGGCGACCCACAGACAGAGACUACGUCCUGGAUGCCUACAGGCACUCGGACUCGUUUAGUGCCAGGGGCUUCGAGGACAAGAGGUCCUUCUUCCAAGACGACCAUGUGGCAGAUUCUGAAAACGCAGAGAACCGGCCAUUCAGGAGAAGGCGCCCCCCGCGCCAGGACAAACCCCCUCGCUUCAGGCGCCUCAGGCAGGAGCGGGAAUCCUUGGGCCUGUGGGGGCCUGAGGAGGAACCCCACCUGCUGGCGGGUCAGUGGCCGGGCAGGUCCAAACUCUGUCCUGGGGACAAGAAUGGCAUUGUGGGCCACAGGUCCCCCGAGCUCUCCUACCAGAACUCCUCCGAUCACGCCAAUGAAGAGUGGGAGACAGCCUCCGAGAGCAGUGACUUCAGCGAGCGGCGGGAGCGGCAAGAGGGCCCUGGGGCCGAGCCAGGCUCCCAGGUGGGCGGCAGCCUGCCCGGGGCCAAUCUGGGGGAGAAGAAGGAGCUGGCCAAGCGGAGCUUCUCCAGCCAGAGGCCCCUGGUGGACAGACAGAGCCGGAAGCUGGAGCCGGGAGGGUUUGGGGAGAAGCCUGUUAGGCCAGGUGGUGGUGACACUUCUCCCCGUUAUGAGAACCAACAGAAUGGGACGCCUUUGAAAGCCAAAAGGUCCCCGGAUGAGGCCUUACCAGGAGGCCUUGGGAGCGGCCACUACACCCUGGAGCGGGCAGCCCAUGCCACCUCAGACAUCUCCGAAGCCUCCUGUGAAAAGGCAGAGAAGGAGGCCAAGCUGGCUGCUCAGAGGGCAGGGGAGCAGGGAGAGACCAUGAAACAGUUUGACCUGAACUAUGGAAAUUCCAUCAUUGAGAAUUGCGGGUCCAGCCCAGGGGAGGAGAGUGAGGUGGGCUCCGUGGUGGGCGAAGGCUUCAUCGAAGUCCUCACCAAGAAGCAGCGCCGCCUGCUGGAGGAAGAGAGGAGGCGGAAGGAGCAAGCUGUGCAGGUGCCUGUCAAAGGUCGAGGUCUUUCCUCCCGUAUUCCUCCUCGGUUUGCGAAAAAACAGAACAGCUUGUGCCUGGAGCAGGGUGAUGUGACUGUGCCUGGCAGCAGCCUGGGCACCGAGAUCUGGGAGAGCAGCAGCCAAGCCCUCCCCGUUCAGGCCUCCACCAGUGACUCCUGGACUAAAGCCGCCACUGCCUUCAACAGCACCGAGUCUGGCUCUGCCGAGCAGGGUUUGAAGAGCAGUCAGGGGGAUAGUGGCGUGGACCUGAGCGCCGAGUCCCGGGAGUCGUCCGCCACUUCCUCACAGCGCAGCUCCCCGUACGGCACUCUGAAACCGGAGGAGCUGGGCGGGCCUGGCCUGGACCCCAAGACCGACAGCCACAAGGAGCAGGCUCAGAAGCAGCCUGAGCCAAAGGAUUCAGAACAAGGCUCAGGACAGAGCAAGGAGCACAGGCCUGGACCCAUUGGCAAUGAGCGUUCUCUGAAAAACAGAAAGGGCUCGGAGGGGGCUGAGCGGUUGCAAGGGGCCGUCGUCCCGCCUGUGAACGGGGUGGAGAUUCACGUGGACUCUGUGCUGCCGGUGCCGCCCAUCGAGUUUGGAGUCAGCCCAAAAGAUUCCGACUUCAGCUUGCCACCGGGCUCUGCCUCUGGUCCCGCAGGGAAUCCAGUUGUCAAGCUCCAGGACGCCUUGGCCAGUAAUGCCGGGUUAACACAGAGUAUUCCCAUCCUCCGGCGCGACCAUCACAUGCAGAGGGCUAUCGGCCUCUCCCAGAUGUCCUUCCCCACCGCCGACCUCACUCUGAAGAUGGAGUCUGCGCGCAAGGCUUGGGAAAACUCGCCCAGUUUGCCGGAGCAGAGCUCUCCAGGAGGCGCUGGCUCGGGCAUACAGCCUCCGUCCUCUGUGGGCGCCUCCACCGGGGUCAACUACAGCUCCUUCGGCGGAGUGUCCAUGCCACCCAUGCCUGUGGCUUCUGUGGCACCUUCCGCUUCUCUUCCAGGCAACCACCUGCCACCUCUGUACCUGGAUGGCCACGUGUUUGCAAGUCAGCCCCGGCUGGUUCCUCAGACGAUACCUCAGCAGCAGAGUUACCAACAGGCUGCCGCUGCCCAGCAGAUCCCGAUCUCCCUUCACACGUCUCUGCAGGCCCCGGCCCAGCUCGGACUGAGGGGCGGGCUCCCGGUCUCCCAGUCCCAGGAGAUCUUCAGCUCCUUGCAGCCCUUCAGAUCUCAGGUGUACAUGCACCCUAGCCUGUCACCGCCCAGCACCAUGAUCCUUUCUGGAGGCACAGCCUUGAAGCCUCCGUACUCGGCGUUCCCCGGCAUGCAGCCCUUGGAGAUGGUGAAGCCCCAGUCCGGCUCCCCCUACCAGCCCAUGAGCGGAAGCCAAGCCCUGGUCUAUGAGAGCCAGCUCGGCCAGCCUGCCGGCCUGGGCGCCUCUCAGAUGUUGGACGCCCAGCUCCCACAGCAGCUGACGAUGCCCCUGCCUGGCUCCCAGCUGCCUCUGCCUCGGUACGGCUCCGGGCAGCAGCCCCUGAUCCUGCCACAGUCCAUCCAGCUGCCGCAGGGGCAGAGCCUGUCUGUCGGGGCCCCCCGAAGAAUUCUUCCACCCGGAUCCCAGCCUUCGGUCCUUAACACCAGCAGAGAGUCCUCUCAGAUGGAGAUGAAGGGCUUCCACUUUGCCGACAGUAAACAGAAUGUUCCUUCAGGAGGCUCCGUGCCGUCACCACAGACCUACAGGCCUAGCUCUGCUAGCCCCAGUGGGAAGCCCUCUGGAUCAGCAGUUAACAUGGGCUCUGUGCAGGGACACUACGUUCAACAGGCAAAACGAGUGGAUGAAAAACCCAGCCUGGGAGCCGUGACACUGCAGGAGGCCCCCUUGGCCGCCUCCCAGAUGAAGCGAACCGGAGCCAUCAAGCCUCGGGCGGUGAAAGUGGAGGAGAGCAAGGCCUGAAGGUGCUCGGCCAGCCACGCCUCACCCCAUGAGGACAGUGCCGCCACUCUGGCUCAGCGCCCAGGAUGCUUAGAAUCUCAGCAGACCUGCCGUCCACCUGCCUCCAUCCUCCUGGCCCGGACUGAGAGACUCCCUUCUCCUCUCCACUCCCGAAAGCUCCGUUGUCCAGCCAGCUUGCACCGUGGACCUGUGGCGUUGACCUGCUUGCUUUAAUACGAAACAAACGGCUCCCUUCCCGUCUGCUUUCCACCCGCCCUGACAGUGAUGGCAGAGUAGCCUCCCGCCCUGCCCCCUCGGUCCUGCUGCUCAGCCAGGGUGCGCUUGGCAGUGCUUCCUCCCCUCCCGGCCCCAGCACAGUGGUUUGGCAGCAGGGUCUUUAGGUUGAGGCUUUUUGUUUUAAAAAGCAUCCAAGGUUUUUACAAAGGAGAAAGGAAAAGAAAACAAAACGCAAGCUAUGUGUGUGCAGCUGGACUUUUCUCUGUUCUCCGCCAGCCUUUCCCUGAGCCCUCUUCUGUCCCAGCAGUUUCUUUAACCCCUCUACUGUUUGGUUUGAUACAUCACUGCGCGGUACCUUAAGAGAUGACUCGUGUGUCCCCUCCUGCCCUCUUGGUGGUUAAACUUGGAGGGCGUUUGUGAAAGGAAGAGGUUACUUAAGACACAGCCCGUGAUGUUCUGAGGUCCAGCUGCGUGCUCUCAAGCAGUGGCAGGAGCGGUAAGGGGGGCUUGGGUCUCAGCUGGGUUCCAGCUCCUGGCCCGAUGACCGCAGGGAGCUCACAGGGAGCCCGAUGCCGUUCAGCAUAAGAAUCACACAGAAUUUCCGUCCUGGACUCUUCUAAAGCUGGUGGAUACGCUGACUGCUGGCCCCGGAGGUGAAUCAUGGAGAUACAAAGUCACUGGUCUUUUCUGGUUUGGCCUGGACAGUGCGAGCUGAUAGCACCACAGGCCAUCAGCGUCUCUGUUUGUGCGGCUCCAGCACCUGCAGGGUCUGCUGUUCCCACACGCACCCCUUUGCUGCAAGCCUUCCAUAGUAUGCCCUUCUCCUGCCUUCUUCCCGAGCCUCUUCCUCGGCAGGCUCCUGGUCCUCCACCCCUCACGCAGCUACUGACUAGAAACCAUGAGGUAUGUCUCCGGGGUGACAGGUGUGCACAGACGGCGUGUAAGGCUGCUGAUAGGGCUUCCUUUUUCUCCUGCUCUUUCCUAGCAGCAGACCCAGGCUGUUGGGACACAGGGGCCUGAGCCAGGGCAGGGUCCAAUGAGAGGGCGUGUUCAGGGCUGACGUGGUUCCAAACACAGAAAGGCCAGCCUCCUAGGUCUGCAGAGCCGCCUCUAGCAAAACGUUCGUGAGCCAUCGUAUGCUGAGUGUUUCUCAUUUGUUUUUAAAAUAAGAACUAGAAGGAAAUCAUCCCAGAUUCUGUCAUUCCAAGGGAAGGGGAGGGGAUAGUUCAAGUUUCAUACAUGCCCUUCAGAUAGCUCAUCAGCCCUCUACGUAAAGGAGCUGCUGCCUGCACUGCUGGUGGAUCCAGGGAAGACCUGGCUUGGAGGACCAGCAGUCGGUGGGCGGGGAUGUGCCCCGCAGAGUCCACCCUCUGUCACCACAGGCGUGUGACAGCCAUUCAGACUGGGUUUCUGAGCUGUGUCCGGUGUAGAACAUGGGGAAAGCACCUUGGGAACUGCUGCCGUAACUCUUGGAGUUGCUUUUUACUGCUUGAAGGAAGUGGGGGAACAGCCCCCUAGCACAGGUUCCCGGCUCUCAUCCCGGCGUCAUCUGGAGAGGGCCAGUUCUCCUGCAAGAUGCUUUACUGCUUCAUCUGUGGCGUUGAGCUUUUCCUCUUUUGCCUCCACCCUGAGACCUUACUUUUUACCUGCUUGUCUUUUUUUUCUUCAUCUCCUGAUCUUUACUCUGAAGUCUCCACUCGAAGGGCUGCCCCCUCUCACCUGCUCCGUGUGCUCAUCUGCUCCGCCCUUCCUUCCCCUGCAGACGCCAACCGUUGUCUCAGACCAGCUGCCCCGGCUGUAGCCCCGCUCCCCUGCCUCCAUUGCCCGGAUGCCCCCGUGGGAGCCACACACUGCCGCCUGUGCGCUUAGAAAUACGGCCAGACCCCACACCUAAAUCCGGUGCACAAUGUACGUCCAAAGGAAAAAGGUUUUCUCAGUUUGAAAUCCACAGAACAGUCCUGGAUGCUGUUACAAACUCAAGAUAUGCCCUCCAGGUGAUCCUGCCAUCAGAGUGACAGUACUUCCUGUUUGAGAAAAAUUUAAAGGGUCACCUGUUCUCCAGCCCUUUUCUCUACCCAUGUCCUGUCCCCCCCCCCCAAUAAAAACAAAACACUAGAAUUUAUUUAUAUGUAUUGAUGUUGUAGGUCUAGGUGAAGAAAAAGUACAUGUUUCACUGCUCUAUUUAUAUAUAAUGUCUGAAUUUUUCUGUGCAGGAAAGGCCAGGAAAUUGCAUGUGAAGUUCAGUGCUUUCACCACCUCUGUGUGCCCAAGCUGCAGUCUCUUUCCCACUAAGAUACAGGUUUUAAAUUGGAAUGUGGGGGCAGAGGGUAGGCCCCAAGGCCUGCCCAACACCCCGUCCCUUCCUUGGUCUGAUUAAAUGCAGUUUUUAGUGCAGAGAUGUUUGAAGGUGCAAUACCUCUCUUCCUUUCGUGUGGUUUUAGAGCCAAGCUCAACGUAAUAGGACUUAGGGUCUUAUUUUGGUUUCAAACCCUGUCCUCAGAUCACAGGUCCAUGCAGAGGCCUCUGCCAGGACGUCCUGGAGCCUUUGGCAGGAACAGGCGAAAACCUGGAGUUACCUUUCCUGUUGCUCAGGUGGAGGUGGUGUCAGAGCCCUCUGCACCUCUGCCUGCUAAAAUCGCCCUCCGUCCUGAUGCUGGCGGCUUGGCCCUGGCCAUUGACGGUUUAGCCCGUUGCUGGGCCACCAGUGGCCCUGCAGUAGUGUCUGUUCCUGUCAACUACUCGGGUGAGAUCCCAGAGGGGUUGUGUAUCCAAGAGGCGUCACCCACCCACUGAAGACCUCUCUGCCAGCUGUAUUUGGUCUGGUUUUCUUUACUGUUGUUACCCCCACCCCCCUUUAUCCACAUUAUUGUUUUCAAACUUGCAAAUCAUACACUUCUGGUUCUAGGUUCCUUAAGGGGGAAAACAAUAACUCACACAGAAAAAUCUGUCCGUUUUGAAAGCCGUGGUUUUUCCAGCCACUUGUAGGGAUACUGAGGUAUCUCGUUAGCUAUUGGUAUCUAUUCUCUCCAGCAGUGCCCUCGCCUCCUGCCUCCUGGAUCUGCCUUCUGGAUGGUGGAUGUUUGUGACGGAUGCUUAGAGCCAAGGAGGCUGAGCGUGUGCAGACGCGUGCACAGCUGGCCCACGGAGGCAGUGUGUGGCAAACUGGUCAAGUCCCCGCCCUGUUGAUUGGUUCCCCUCCACCAAGAAGCUGUACGCUGCCUCUCCUCUGUAUUUGUCCCUUUUCACUUGCAGAGCAAGCUUAGGUUUGAAGGUCGAUUGGAAAUGGCCUUCAACAAGCAAGGAUACUAAAGUGUUUGUGCUUGGUCAUGUUCUCUUGUGAAUGGCAAUGCAGACUCCUGAAAGCCAGCUCUUCCUGUUAGCACAUGUGAGAUGGACCUAAGACAAACACAUCAUAUGGAACAGGAGUGGGCUCGGUGCUGGGAUCAGACACUGUCCCCUGGCUGCACUCUCCACGGGGACCACCAGCGUGGAUUGGGCUAGUGAUCUUCCAGACGCGUCCAACCUGCUGUUCACCGUUACUCCACCCCAGUUGAGUGGCCUCCAAGAGGGUAGCAUCCCCAGGGCCCUGUCUUCAGCAUGUUACGAAUCCUCAGAGUAGAAAUUUCUAUUAAGGCUCUGUGUGGAUUACUUUCUUCCAUUGUUUAAAGGGGAUACUGUACUGUAAGCUUUUGACCUCAUGCCUUGCAUAGUAAAAAGGGUUUGGGGGGGGUGGGUUUUUCUUGAAGGGGGUUUUGUUUCCUUUUGUUUUUAUUUUGGCCUUUCCUCUCUGUGUCUUUUCAUGUAGACCAGAUAUUUGAAAGGGCAGACGAUGGCUAAAGGUGGAAUGUGCAGCUUGUUUAUACAUUAUUUUGGGGAAGCUUUUACCUAGGAUGGGAAAUGGUAUCAUGGAUUCACCAGGCCAUGGUGGCGCUCACCCUUCACCCUUUCCCUCCGAUUCAGUACCUAUUGUUUCUCCUUUCAAAUAUGUGAUUGUACUAGCUCUUUCCAUAAGAAAGGAUUCUCCUUAUUUAAAUAAAAAAAGUUAAAAAAAAACAAAAACAAACUAAAGCUGAA
Messenger RNA from Hipposideros armiger (great roundleaf bat), 11064 nucleotides. It is a transcript of the gene PRRC2B, whose product is annotated as proline rich coiled-coil 2B. The record is from RefSeq and is a predicted model, not a curated record. Bases 76 to 6774 code for a protein of 2232 amino acids. Gene Ontology annotation, biological process: cell differentiation. NCBI's taxonomy places the organism in Eukaryota, Metazoa, Chordata, Mammalia, Chiroptera, Hipposideridae. The transcript is spliced from 32 exons.